AUGUCUAAUAAAGUCUUACUUGCAGAUUACAAUAAUCAUGGACAACAACAAUUUGAAUAUCCUGAACAAGAUGUUUAUUACACAGGUAAAUAGCUAUAUCUAUUAUUCUAGGUCGUAAAUUGAAUCAAGAUUUGAAACAUGGUCCUAUUGAAUAAAGAGGAUGUCAAGAUAUCAUAUGUGUAAUACUCUAUUUAUCUGUUUGGGCAUUAAUGAUAUUUUGUGCAAUAAAGUCAUGGGAUACAGGAGAUGCUUCCAAAAUAUAUUUGCCAUAUGAUAGUGUAAACUAAAGAUAUAAUAAUAAUAGUAAUAAAGACAAUGUGGAAGAGGUGAUCUCAAAAACUACCCAAAUAUCUACAUUAUCACUUAAUCAGAAUCAUAUUGUGUUUCAGAUUGUCCUGGAGAAAGUGGAGUUGGCAAAGAACUUCCUUGUUAUUAAUGUUCUGCAUAAACAGCACCUUAUGCCAGUGCUUAAUUACUUACUUUGUGCUUUCCUACUCUAAAAGUAGAUGAGAAAUAUUAAGAAUUGAUAAGCAAUCUUGUAGAUAUAAGUGGAUUUUAAAGACAUUAUGCAGACAUUGAAGAAACAUGGCCAAUAAUUUUGGCUUGUGCUGGAAUUGCAUUUUUUAUGGCUAUAUUGUUAACAUUUUUGAUAAGAUUAGCUGCAGGUUGUAUAGUAUGGGGAAUGAUAUUGAUUUAUUUAUUGAUAGUAGGAGCCAUAGGAACAGUUGCUUAUUUACAAUCUAAAGGCCAUUAUUAAGAAUAUAGAGUUAUAGAUGAUGCUUAAUAAUUAGAAAUAAUAGCAUAUGUAUUUUGGAGUAUAGGAGGAUUAUCAUUAUUAAUAAUUCUAUGUUUGGCUAAAAAGAUUUCAUAAGCUAUUCAAGUUUUAAAAACAGCUGCUGAUUUUACAAGAGAAGAAUGGUAGGCUCUUUUUGUUCCAGUAUUUAUUUUAAUCUUAGUAUUGGGAUUCUUUGCUUAUUGGUUAAUAUUCUCAGCUAUAAUAUAUUCAACUUCAAAUGAGAUUAAUAAGAGUUAAUAUAGUCCUUAUGUGGAAUUAUAAUGGGAUGCAAAAACAGGUUGGCAAUUAUGUCUAUACUUUUUUGGAUUGAUUUGGAAUGUAUGUUUUGCAUUAGCACUUUGUCAAUUUGUUAUAAGUAGUUGUUGUUGCUUUUGGUAUUACAGUCAUUAAGGUUAUCCAUUAAGUAGUAGUAUUUUAAAAAGUUUUUGUCGUGGAUUUACUACUAAUUUUGGUAGUCUAUUAUUUGGUUCUUUAAUUUUGGCUAUUGUUUGGACAAUUAAAUUUAUAUUAGAGUUUUUCCAUGUAUUUAUAAAAAUUUAAAUAAAUAGAAAUAAUUAAAAAAUUCAGUUUAAGGUGACAAUAAUGCUUUAGGAUAUGCUUUAAGAUGUGCUAAAUAUUAUGUCUCAUGUUUUGAGAAAUUCAUAAGAUUCUUGAAUUAAAAUGCAUAUACAAUGAUGGCAUUAACAGGAUAGAGUUUUUGUAAUUCUGCAUAUGAUGCCUUUUAUCUCAUCUUAAGAAAUGCUACACGUGUAGCUAUCACUCAUGGAUGUAUGAAUUAUAUCAAUUAUAAAUGAUAGUGGGUGAACUAUUUGAGUUUUUGGGUGCCAUAUUUAUAUCAGCCUCAUCCUCUUUCAUUUGUUACUUGAUUAUCACUAAGGCUGAUGCUUAUAAAAACAAUAUCUUCAAUCCAAUUGCUCCAACUUUAGUAAAUCUUAUAUUCAUAGUAUUUUUUUAGGCUUUCAUUUUGAUAUCAUAUAUGAUUGGCAAGAUGUUUAUGAAUCUAUAUGGUAUGGGAGUUGAUACUUUAUUGUUAUGUUUUAUUGUUGAUACUGAGAUGAAUAAAAAUGAAGGUGGUGCUAAAUCAGUUCCACAUUCCCUUAAAUAAUAUGCUUCAGAAUUAAAUUGAA
Molecule: messenger RNA, 1923 nt
Organism: Paramecium pentaurelia
Lineage: Eukaryota; Ciliophora; Oligohymenophorea; Peniculida; Parameciidae
Source: the annotation of a GenBank genome assembly